Ochotona princeps (American pika) is the source of this 702-nucleotide messenger RNA. RefSeq names its product small integral membrane protein 12 (gene SMIM12). Bases 111 to 389 code for a protein of 92 amino acids. The transcript has 2 exons. The record is from RefSeq and is a predicted model, not a curated record. Lineage: Eukaryota; Metazoa; Chordata; Mammalia; Lagomorpha; Ochotonidae.
UUCCUCUCCGGGUGGGCGGGGCCGGGCCCGGGGGCCGCUGGGAGCUCCGGGCCGGCGGGGCGGAGGUUAGGGGGCCCGGACCGAGGCGUGCGGGGUGGGCCGCAGAUGUCAUGUGGCCUGUGUUUUGGACGGUGGUGCGGACCUAUGCCCCUUAUGUCACGUUUCCUGUGGCCUUCGUGGUCGGGGCUGUAGGCUACCACCUGGAAUGGUUCAUCCGGGGAAAGGCGCCACAGCCCGCCGAGGAGGAGAAGAGCAUCUCGGAGCGCCGUGAGGAGCGCAAGCUGGAUGAGCUGCUCGGCAAGGACCACACGCAGGUGGUGAGCCUCAAGGACAAGCUGGAGUUUGCCCCGAAAGCCGUCCUGAACAGAAACCGCCCAGAGAAGAACUGAUGUGAUGGAGGAAGCAAGCCCUGCGGUCCUCCCAGAGGCCGGACUGGCCCGCCACCCUGUCGGCCCAGGCCCUGCAGCUCACCUGCUCUGCUGCUUACUCUGGCCCCGUCUGCACCCACACUGCUCCCUUCUGGGCAGACUGAUUCUUGGGGGAUGUGGUCCAAAGACUGCACCUGUUGUCUGGGGGCCACUAGCUCUCAGGCUGUGAGCCGAGAGGUGUGCUGAUGGGAGGAGGGUGUGACACGCAGAGGCCGGCAGUGUCCCUGGAGGGGCCGCCUGGACUCCAGGGCAGUGGCUGGGAUCUGGCUGUGGC